Neocloeon triangulifer is the source of this 846-nucleotide messenger RNA. RefSeq lists its product as uncharacterized. The record is from RefSeq and is a predicted model, not a curated record. The transcript has 2 exons. The coding region runs from base 182 to 655 and encodes 157 amino acids. NCBI's taxonomy places the organism in Eukaryota, Metazoa, Arthropoda, Insecta, Ephemeroptera, Baetidae.
CCUAGUCUGUUUUCUGAUUGCCGAUUGGUUUUCUGUCCCAGUGCCACAGACAAAUUUUUGAAAACAAAAACAAACGUGAUAAUUCAUCAAGUUAAUUAUUAUUUUGGGCUAAAAUCCUGUUUUUGAAAAAAUCUUUUGACUAACCCAAUUAACAUCAAUUUCCAGAAUUUAAUCUGCAGAAAUGGAUAGCAAAGCACAGCAGCGACUCAUUCAGGAACAUCUUCGAGAGGUGAAAGGCUCAAUCAACCUCUUAUUCCCUAUGAUCAUUUGCUGCAAAGAUGAGUUGAAUAAACUGGCUCUGCAGGAGAUGGCCAUUAGGUCAGCAGUCCGAGAUAAGAUGCAGAGUGAGAAUUUAAAAAUUGAGCUACCCGAGGAACAAGAGAACCCUCAAGACCAAGUGGCAGAAAAUAAUUUGCCAGACCUUGAUAUGAUUUUGGGAACAAUGAAUGUGCAACCAUCCACUUCAAAUCAGAGGGAGAGUGAUGAUAGUAGAGUAAAAUACGGAGAAUAUUUGACUUUGGAUCCAGAUGUAGCAAUAGUAGAGUGUUCAAGUGGUGAAGAGGAGGAUGACGACAAUGAAAGUGAUGAUGAAGCUUAUGAAGGUCAAAAUGACCUUUCAGAGGGAGAAUGUGAGAACAUUCUGUUAGAACAGUAAUUGACAAUAUAUUUACCAAAUUAUGCAAAUGUUUAUCGUAAUAAUACAAAUUAUUCAAUUUAAAAUUAAUAAAAAGGAUAAUGAAGAAUUAAUUGAUCAAUUGUACCAUAAUGUAAUAAAAAUUAAGUUGUAUACUGACUGAAUUAAAAUAAAACCAUUGCCUUACAAAAAUUUUUAUAUUGUCGUGAUAG